GGGACAUCCCAACACGGAGUGAGUCUGUCGAACUUUUCUGAAUGUUUAUCAAUUUUUUGGGGUGUGGAAAAAAAUUGUGAAUUGUGGCGAAUUUUUAGCUAAUUUCCCGGGAUAUCUGAAGCACACAAAGCAAUGGCUAAGAAUACCUCCAGCUCUGCAUUCCGCAAAAUUGACGUAGAUCAAUACAAUGAGGACAAUUUCCGGGAGGAUGAUCCGGACUUUGGCGGUCUGGGAGGUCCAGAUGAGGGUGAGAUCACCGGGCUCAUGAACAACGGAAAGCACUUUGAGGCUCUCAAGUCUGUGCUGCAGAAUGCCCCUCUGGGGUCAAAGAAUCAGCAAGUUAAGGACAAUGCUCUGAACUUAACCCUGAGAGUCUUGCUGUCCAUAAAAUCCUCCCAAAUGGAUGGAGCAAUUGAUUUCCUCGAAGAUCCCGAACUCUUCGAUGUGCUCAUGAAGUACGUCUAUCGGGGAUUUGAAAUUCCCUCCGAGGGCUCCAGUGGGCACCUUCUGCAGUGGCAUGAGCGUGUGUUCAAUCGUGCUGGUGUUGGGAGUAUCGUUCGAGUCCUCUCAGACACAAAUCGCGCCUAGGAUCCCUUACCCAAAUGAGUAUUUUCCAUUUUUUUGUUACACAGUGUAAGAUUUUAUCUAAACUACAAUAUAAAGUGAAGAGUGUGGAGGCUGGAGGAAGUCUCACCUGGA
Lutzomyia longipalpis is the source of this 699-nucleotide messenger RNA. It is a transcript of the gene Arpc5, whose product is annotated as actin-related protein 2/3 complex subunit 5-C. Lineage: Eukaryota; Metazoa; Arthropoda; Insecta; Diptera; Psychodidae. The record is from RefSeq and is a predicted model, not a curated record. Gene Ontology annotation, molecular function: actin filament binding. The coding region runs from base 133 to 588 and encodes 151 amino acids. Gene Ontology annotation, biological process: Arp2/3 complex-mediated actin nucleation; regulation of actin filament polymerization; cell migration. The transcript is spliced from 2 exons. Gene Ontology annotation, cellular component: Arp2/3 protein complex; cytoplasm; actin cytoskeleton.